GCUGUAAUUCCCCAAUUUGGUGUGUAGGGUUUCGUUCGAGAGAAGCAUGCUGUCGCAGCCACCGCCACCAUCACCAUCACCACCAGGAUCAAGCUUAUCAAUCGCAUCGGAUUCGCUGCCGGAGAAGACACAAAAGUUCAACGAGGGAGAUGGAGAUGGAGAUGGAGAUAAAGGAAUCUUGUCAAUCGCAUCGGAUUUGCCGCCGGAGAAGAAACAAAAGCUGAACGAGGGAGAUGGAGAUGGAGAUAAAGGUCAAAGCGGAGACUUGUCAGCCGAAUCGGAUUCGGAUUGCGAAAUUCAGGAGGCUGCUCCCGUCAUGAAGUAUUAUUUAGAAGGAGUUUGCCCUUGCUGCGAUCAGAAGGUGACUAUUUGGCAGAGGUACCGCCAACUAAUCAAAGAGAGUGAGGGCUUUGACAUUAAAGAUGAAGAUCUAGUGGAUGCUCGAUGGUGACCAUCUGGCCCAUGACAGGGUACUUAAAUAAUCCUGAGAAUGUUAAAGGAGUUGGAAGAUUAUGCUCAAAAGGCACUUGAUACAUACAAUGCUCGAGAGGGCACUAAAUAUGUGGUCGAGAAAAUUCUAAAGGUGAAUGGAAGUGGCUGUCGUGACUUCCAUUUCUAUAUUACUCUUACUGUCAAGACAUCUGAUGGCGAAAAGCUGUAUUUUCAAGCUAAGGUGGUGCGAAGUUUGGAAGGUUCUUUGGAUUUCCCAGUCGUCAGGCCUAGGGCGAAGGGAGAUAAGGACAUACGGUGAUGUGAAGUCUGUGCAUCAAGGUUUAGCUUCAUGGUAACAGCUUGUGGAAAUGUUGGAUAGGAUUAGCAGCUUUGUGGUGAUAUACUAUUUAAUUGCGACAAAAUUACAUAUAAUGCACUCCAUAAGUUGACCUUGCAUUAUUUUAGCCCACUUACAAGUUUGCAAA
This is a messenger RNA of Nicotiana attenuata, 917 nucleotides long. RefSeq lists its product as uncharacterized. The transcript is spliced from 4 exons. The record is from RefSeq and is a predicted model, not a curated record. Lineage: Eukaryota; Viridiplantae; Streptophyta; Magnoliopsida; Solanales; Solanaceae. Bases 47 to 451 code for a protein of 134 amino acids.